AAAACAAACGAAGAAAAUUAAAAAAGAAAAAAAAAAAGAAAUUAAAAGAAAAAAAAUAAUGACAACGCUGUUCCAGAUCAUCUCUCUCCGCCACCACCACCCUCUCCCCGAUCAGAAUUUCAAACCCAAAACCCCCCUUUUCCCCAUCUUCAAUUAAGCCCUAAAUUAAUUUACUGUUUUCCUUUUUUUUUUUUUCUUUUUUUGGUUGAUGAUGAUUGUGAAAUUGUUCUUUUGGGGGAGUAGAAACAGGGGUUUGAAAUUCCGUUGAUGAUUUAACCCUUUUCGGCUUUUCCCCACCACCCACCACCCACCACCCACCACCAAUCAUAGUCCAUACGUACCCUUUCUCUGCUCUCCUGUACAGCUGAUCCAGCCCCCACCCCUCUCUUUUUUGACCCGCUACUGUUGCUUCUAUUCCCUUCGUUGCCCUCCUCAAAAUUAGGGUUUUCGUUUCCUCCCUCUCUCUCUCUCUCUCCCUUUUUUUUUGUUUGCUGAUAUUUUUUUUUCUCGCCCUUCUGGUUUCUGUUUCUGUUCUCUCGAUCUUCGUGUUUUCCGAUCUCUUCCUCUUCGUAUACCUAUCUUGCAAAUACAAAUUCAAAUUCGCCGUUUGUGUAUAUAAUUUAUAUAUAUAUCACAGUAAAUAAUUGAAGCAAAAAAAUGAAUUUUUAUUCACUUUCAGCCGCAGUUAGGGUUUUUAUUAGGGUUUUCUGUUAAUAUGGUACUGCAUCUCCAUUGGAUCGACUUCAGUAUGAACUAAAUCGCCGAUCCCCCUUCUGUGAUUGUUUUAUUUAGCCCUCUUUUUUAUUAUUUGGGAGUUAUCUUCCCACUGCUUUCUGUUUAGUUGAAUUUAGUUGAAGUGAGCGGUUAUGGCUUAUCAGCAGCAGCAACAACAGCAGCAAAUACCUGGUCCUAGCUCAGGUUCGGGCCCCGGUGGAUUCCAGUAUAUGAAUUCUCCAUUUGGAGAUACCACUUUCACUAAGGUUUUCGUGGGAGGUUUGGCUUGGGAGACUCAGAGUGAGACCAUGAGACGAUAUUUCGAGCAAUUUGGGGAUAUUCUUGAAGCUGUGGUCAUCACUGAUAAGAAUACUGGCCGAUCUAAAGGAUACGGUUUUGUGACUUUCCGGGAUCCUGAAUCAGCUAGGAGAGCUUGUGCUGAUCCAACUCCAAUUAUUGAUGGGAGGCGAGCAAAUUGUAAUUUGGCUUCACUGGGUAGACCUCGUCCAGUGGUUCCUUUCGGACGCCUUAGGUCUCCAUCACCUUACAUUGGAGGCGUACAAGCUGGUAGGGGUGCUGCUUAUGUUGGAAAUUAUGGGUACCAGCAGCAACCCGUUACUUAUGGAUAUCAACAAGGCUUGAUGUAUUCUCCAUAUGGGUACGCUUCAUACAGUCCAGAAUAUGCGUAUUCUCAGGGUGUUUACAAUCCAUACGGAAGUCAACAAUACGUUCCUAUAUAUGGUGUGCCUGGAUCACUCAAUACAACAAUGUAUCCUUACAGUCAGUUGAGCCAGGCUGUUCCAGCAAAUCAUAACUACACUGCAGUGCCUGGAUACGCAAUGCCAGGUCAUCAGAUAGUGCAAUUUGGUGGGCCCACUGUCAAUGCAAUGACAACAGCUUCCGUUCCAACUAUUCCAGUUCCAUAUCCUACAGGUGUCGCAACACAUAUUCCACAACAGCAACAAUUUAUAAUGUCUGCGCAUUCUUCUCAAUUCAUGCCUGGUAGCGGUUCUGACCAAAAUGCUGGGUGAGGGUUUUAAUCUAGGUUCCGUUAGAUUGCAGCAGGACUAAGAACAGCAGUACUGCCACUUGAUUGGCGGGCUUCAAAUCUAGCCUUGCAAAUUAUUCGUUUUGCAUUCUAGAGGUCUUACAAGUGUCUUGCUCACCAGAGAAAGUCAAAUGUCCGAAUCGCUCCUGAUGGUGGAGAGAGGAAGUGGGAAGUGCGUAUUGCACAUAUCCUUUUAUAACUCUUGCUGUACCUAUAACUCUUGUUGUAUUCUGCCAGCCCUUGUGGAUAUGACUGGUAGAGUGUCGAUUGCGACUGGAAUUGGUUUCCGGCUCCCAAUCUGUGAAAUAAUGAACCCGUCGUGUAAAAAAAGAAAAAAAAACCGACCUUUUUUUCUUUUUUUGGAAAUUUCGGUGGAAUCAAGAUAUGAUUCUUUUACAGUUAGUCCAGUCAGCAUCUCGGGUGUGUAUAUACACCUUUGUAGUCGGUCUCUGUCGUUGUGUUGCAUCCUUGCAUUGCAUUGCAUUGUGUAUUUAGACAAGUCAGGUCCAGCAUCUUUCUUUGUGCAUAACAGCAUAUUUUUAGGGUUUUAUUUUUUUCUUCACCGCUUGUAAAAAAUCGGAGAUUCUUAAUUUUUAAGAGCCUCGCUUCAAAAUAUGAAUGAACGAAGCUCAUUGUCACAAA
Molecule: messenger RNA, 2404 nt
Organism: Erythranthe guttata (spotted monkey flower)
Lineage: Eukaryota; Viridiplantae; Streptophyta; Magnoliopsida; Lamiales; Phrymaceae
Source: RefSeq, a predicted model, not a curated record